Rhinocladiella mackenziei CBS 650.93 is the source of this 1710-nucleotide messenger RNA. Its product is annotated as choline-sulfatase. The transcript is spliced from 2 exons. The coding region runs from base 1 to 1710 and encodes 569 amino acids. NCBI's taxonomy places the organism in Eukaryota, Fungi, Ascomycota, Eurotiomycetes, Chaetothyriales, Herpotrichiellaceae. The record is from RefSeq and is a predicted model, not a curated record. Gene Ontology annotation, molecular function: sulfuric ester hydrolase activity.
AUGGGUUCUUACAAUCCCUUCCCUGCCUCUCCACCAGUCUCGCCGCCAAACGGCUUCAACGGUGCCCAUGGCUACUCGACGCCUCUUUUCCCUGCAAAACCAAACGUCCUCUUCAUCAUGGCCGACCAGCUUGCGGCACCGCUGUUGAAGAUGCACAAUCCAAAGUCUCAGAUCAAGACUCCAAAUCUCGACAAACUCGCUGAGCGCUCGGUGGUCUUCGACUCUGCUUACUGCAACUCUCCUCUGUGUGCCCCGUCUCGGAUGUGCUUGAUCAGUGGACAACUGCCUUCGAAAAUUGGGUCGUACGAUAAUGCCUGCUCCAUUCCCUCUGAGACACCCACCUAUGCACACUACUUGCGAGCUGCUGGAUACGAGACGACGCUAGCAGGCAAAAUGCACUUCAUUGGGGAUCAGCUGCACGGCUAUGAAAACAGAUUGACUGCGGACAUUUAUCCGGGGGAUUUUGGCUGGGCGGUGAAUUGGGAUGACCCCGAUCGAAGACUGGAGUGGUAUCACAACAGUAGCUCUAUCUUGCAGGCCGGGCCCUGUGUAAGGACCAACCAACUCGAUUAUGACGAGGAGGUGUUGUAUAAGUCCAAACAGUACCUGUACGACUACGCAAGAGAGCCUGCCGGCAAACGACCAUUUGCCUUGACCGUAUCCUUCACCCACCCCCAUGACCCAUAUGCCAUCGAGGACAAAUAUUGGGAUUUGUACGAGGGGGUUGACAUUGAGCUGCCCACCGUCACGCUCAAAGAGGAAGAACAAGAUCCUCACAGCCGACGUCUGAUGCACGUCUGCGAACUUGAAGGACAUAACUUCACCGACGAGCAAAUCAAGCGUGCUCGACGAGCAUAUUACGGUGCCGUCAGCUAUGUCGACGACUGCAUUGGCCAGUUGCUCGAUGUUUUGAAAAAAUGUGGACUGGACGAAAAUACCGUGAUUAUGUUCUCUGGCGACCAUGGAGAUAUGUUAGGCGAGAGGGGUCUCUGGUAUAAGAUGUCCUACUUUGAGAACUCUGUUCGAGUGCCCAUGCUCAUCAGCCAUCCAAAACAAUUCACUCCCCACCGUGUUUCUCAAAAUGUUUCGACUCUGGACUUGAUGCCUACUCUAGUGGAUCUGAUCGGGUCGAAAUUGAUUCCGGGAUUGCCGAUGGAUGGCCUCUCUUUGAUGCCUCACUUAUACAGUGGCAACGGUGGCCACGACACGGUGUUUGCGGAAUACAUGGGCGAAGGAACAGUGGCUCCGUUGAUGAUGAUUCGACGAGGCGACUGGAAAUACAUCACAUGCCCAGUUGAUCCUCCUCAAAUGUUCAAUCUUCGUAACGACCCACUGGAAGUCGUCAACCUAGCCACCAGCCAAGACCCAGAUGUACAGGCCGUUUUCAAGGCUUUCGAAGAGGAAGCCAACCAGAAAUGGGACUUCAAGAAGAUUACUCAAGACGUCCUCACAUGCCAGCGUCAACGUCGAUUUGUCUGGUCUGCCUUGAUCAAAGGCCGCUUCGAAAGCUGGGAUUGGAAAGGUAACGAGGAUGGCCGUACCAAGUACAUUCGUUCCCAAACUCCUCUAGACGAACUGGAGCGACGUGCGAGGUAUCCCAUGCACAGCAAUGUUCCGGCCCAAAUCACCGUCAACGAUCAAGCCGAAGUGGCCUGUCUCCAACACAAGAGACUGGCCGAAGUUGCCAAUGACACUGUCCACUAUCGUUGA